Molecule: messenger RNA, 7260 nt
Organism: Lampris incognitus (smalleye Pacific opah)
Lineage: Eukaryota; Metazoa; Chordata; Actinopteri; Lampriformes; Lampridae
Gene: tgfbr3
Product: transforming growth factor, beta receptor III
Exons: 19
Coding region: 298-3000 (900 amino acids)
Source: RefSeq, a predicted model, not a curated record
AUAGCUGCGUUGUUGUUGUUGUUGUUUUUUUUGCAGAGCCGCUUUAUGUUCAGAACAACGGGAUGUUGUGAGUUUCACGUCAACAGAGGAGCGACGGCGUGAGUUAGAUCCGUGUCCAGCGCAGCGACAGAAACUUCAACCAAAGUUUAUUUUGACAUUCUCUUGAGGAUCCUGCACGCUGGAGCUCGAAGCUGACUUUUCUCUAGAUUGCGUCAUAGAAGGGCACCCUUUUCGAAAUCAAGAGGAAAGCCUGUCGAGCAACAUCCCUCACUUUGGAAGAUCCCGCAUAACAACAAAAUGGCUAGAGGAUCCAUCAUUUCCUUUUUCCUGAUUGCAAUAUGUUGCCUAGCAUCUGCAGGGCCAUUGUCUCGUAGCCCAUGUGAGCUGCUGCCGGUGGGAAAGGGACACCCAGUGCAGGCCAUGUUGAAGAGCUUCACUGUCCUGGCAGGCUGUGCCAGCAGAGGCACCACAGGCCUCCCCCAGGAGGUCCACAUUAUCAACCUUAGGGGCCAUAUCACCGAGGGAUCACCGGACAACCCAGCAGAGGUGAGUUACAAGCCGAGCCUUGACCGCUAUGCUGCAGUAUCGAAUGUCAAGGCCCUCCACUGCUCAAACAGUGCCAAGAACAACUAUAGAGAAACACAGUAUCUGUUGGUGCACUGCACUGGCAGGAAGCCAGAUUUAUAUCUUAACAAGAAGCCCCGUCUCAAUCUGACAUCUUUGCGCCAUUCUUUCUGGCGUGGCGUGGCGUGGUACUGGGGGCAGACUGAUUACCAUCACAGCUCAGGAAAGAGGCUCCAGGUAGUGGCCCCAUCGCACCGAGAUCAGUGGGUGGUAUCCGAGGGCUCGGAGGUUCACUCUCAGCCGCGAAACUUCUCCCUCACCUGCCAGAUCCAGGAUGAGACCCUUCCUCACGGCAAUGAGCACCUCCUCAACUGGGCGCAGAAGAAGUACAGAGCAGUCACCUCUUUCUCUGAGCUCAAGAUGACUCAAGACAUCUACAUCAAAGUGGGAGAAGAUCCAGUGUUUUCUGACACCUGCAAGAUUGAUAACAAGUUUCUGUCCCUGAAUUACCUGGGUGGCUAUGUGGAGAUGCAGCCCUCUAAAGGAUGUGUACUGUCUGGACCAGACCAAGACAGAGAGGUCCAUAUCAUUGAGCUGCAAGCUCCAAACUCCAGCAGUGCCUUCCAGGUGGACGUGGUAGUGGAACUACGGCCCUUUGAGGACCAUGUCCUGCUGCAUCGUGAUGUUGUCUUGUUGCUCAAGUGUGCCAAGUCUGUCAACUGGGUCAUGAAGGACCACAGUGUGAUAGGCAAUCUGAAUGUAGUGACCCCUGAUACUGUAAGUCUGAGUGCAAACACAGAGAGGAUGAUGCAAGUGUCAAAAACCCCAAAGCAGCAUCUGCCCUCAGGGUCGCAGGCUUUGAUCAAGUGGGCGGAGGAGCAUGGCUUUGGCCCGGUUACCUCAUACACCAGUACUCCUGUGGCUAACCACUUCAGCCUCCGACUUCGAGAGCAAGAUGUGGCGGAUUCCCUGGAGGGCAUGUUUCCCCCAGAGCUCUCCAUCCUACGUGACGCCAGUCCACUCCCAGGUGCAGGAGCCACUCCGCCACGCUCCAGUCUCCCCUUCCUCUUCCCAGCCCCCAUGCCCCAGGGCCUGCCAUACCUGCCUCUGCCCCCCUCCCUCGAUGACCGGCCCUGGGAGGGCGGGGAGCCUGAGGAGCAGCAGGGGAUCCUUAGCGUUGGCCCCAACGUGCAGUGUGAGGACACAAGGAUGAUCGUCAGCAUUGAAAAAGAGAGCCUUCAGGCCAAUGGGAUUACUAAUGCCAACCUCACCCUCGAAGAUCCAGAAUGCAAAGCGUCAGUCAAUGCCACCCACUACACCCUGGAAACCCCUCUAGCUGGCUGUCAGACCACUGUGUAUCCCAUGCCGGGAGGUUCAGUGGUCCUCUACAUCAAUUCAAUCAAGAUAAGUCAUUCUGAGGCUAAGGAUGGGAGUGGUGGGCCAGUGGAUUAUGAGGAUUUGGAGUCAGGAGAUGUGGUUUUCCCGAGGGACACAGAGGAGUUAGAGAGGACUUUCUCGGAGCCCACAGAACACCAGUCCUCCAUAUUGUUCAACUGCACAUAUCGAAAGAACCAGGAAAUCCUUGAAACAGUUCUCAGGAUUGCACCAGGACCAGCCAAGGAACCAGUCAACAACGUGACGUUCAGCAUGGAGCUGUACAACACAAACCUUUUCCAGCACCCUGGGCCACAGGCUUUCCAUGCUGUUUCAAAAAAUAAGCAAGUCUUUGUUGAGGUCCUGGCCACCAAAGCAGAUCCAGAGAUGGGAUUCAUGAUCCAGUCGUGCUUCAUCUCUCCCAACUCCAACCCCAGCGUGGUCUCCGACUACACCCUCAUCGAGAACAUCUGCCCCACUGACGACUCUAUCAAGUACUACCCUCUGAGGGAGCUCCCCAUCCCCAACACCAAGACGGACAGGAAGAGGUUCAGCUUCAUCUUCAACUCAAAGUUCAACCUGUCACUACUCUUUCUGCACUGCGAAAUGUCCCUGUGCUCCAAGAGAUACCAGAGCAACCAAAGGCUACCAGUGUGCAUACAGCCCAGUGACAGCUGUGAUUCAGUCAGUGUCGACACAAUCCUCGCUAUGAUGAUGAACACCAAGACGUUCACCAAGACACUGGUCGUAGUGCCUGAUGGGGAAGAAACAAGGAGAUCACCAGUUGCACCUACUCGCUCAACACCAAGAAGUCCACAUAAUUCCCCCAGUGAAACCAUAAUGUAUGUCCUGGACACUCCUACAGUGGUGGGAAUUGCAUUUGCAGCAUUCAUGAUUGGGGCCCUGCUGACAGGAGCCUUGUGGUUCAUCUACUCGCACACAGGUGAGACAGCUGGCACGCACCAGGUCCAAAAGUCUCAGCCUGCCUCGGAGAACAGCAGCGCGGCCCACAGCAUCGGCAGCACACAAAGCACACCCUGUUCCAGCAGUAGCACAGCAUAGCCCACGGCGGCCCGGCGGGACGCCCACCCCCCCACCCAACCCCCCCUGCACGGGGGGCAUAGGAAAGGCCGAAUAGGUUACAGGGACUGGUUUGUUGACUUUUGUUUCCUUGGAUGAAAGAAAUUAUUUUUGCGGUGCUUUGCGAUGUAGCAAGGAAGCGGUAAGAUUUGAAAAAGAAGAAAAAACAACAACAACACCACAAAAACCUCUUUUUUCCCUGGGUUUGAUUACCUUUUGUGCCACUUUGACAAUGUGCUUGAACAUCACAGAUCUACUGUACUGCUAUUAUAUUAGUGGUUUAAGGGCUUAACAGAUCUGAGACAACCUCAUAUCCAGAGCCUAACUAAACAAACUAUAAGACGCAAAUGUGAGUUGAGCAACAGGCAUUUUUUUUAUUCUCUAAUCCAAAUGCUGCUUUUAUCUUCGACCGCAACUGAGCAUUUUGUCAUUUCCUUAAAUGGUUUCGUUAAGGUUGCAGCUAACAAACAAGAGGACACCGAUAGCAGAGGAAAGCAAUGCGAUCAUAAUGUCAGUAGCAAGUGAGAUGGGGAUUGGCUGUUCACUGCGUUGCAGAGCACAGAUUCUGAUGCUUUAUGCCGCACGUAGUCACCUGAAGUGAGUGAACAAGCAAAACAACCACUAUGAAUAGGCAGGGAGUAAGUAGCAUGUUAGCAAGACAUUUCCACUGCUAGACACAGUGAGACAAUGCAUGAGUUAUGCUCAUUCAAUGCUAUGAAUGUUGAAAGGACAAUUUUGAGAGAGCAAAGAUGUUGAAUGUAUAGAGAAGAGUCAGUAAAUACAAAAAAAAAACAAAAAACAAAACAAAACAAAAAAAAUGUGAAAGAAAAAUGUGAAAGACUCAGACAAAACCACAUUUCAAAUACACAGUCUUUAAUGGCCAUUCUUCCCCAAAUUAGUGGUCAAAAAUAUUUGUACAAGUUAAAGCCAUAGUUACUAUAUAUUAGUUCUUGGCAUUGCACUUAGAGUUCUAGGUCAAAGUUAAGGUCUGUUUCUCAAGUUUCAUUGGUGUUACACAGCUUCACACAAGCAUGAUUAAGCUCUCCUUUCACUAGAUGGAGCGCUUUUGUAAAGAUAUGUACAUUUUGUAAAUAUUGUAAAUAAUCAAAAAUGUUAUGAGGCAAAGUCUGUGGAGAGUUUUUCCUCUUUUUUAUUAUCUCUGGAUUCCACUUCUGCAAACAGGUUGAGGUAUAAGGUAAUAUACUUGCCAAAGCUCAAUAUUGGAGCCAAAGCUCUAGUUUUGUUGGCUUAUACACUACAGGGCUGACUGACAAUAUCAAGUGAAUGUAGGUAUCAGUUGGGCAUUUCCAUUAAAUAGCACAUUAUUUUUUUCUUGAUCCUGUGCAGCAUGUUCAGUUGAGAGUCCCAUGAUCAGUCCAUAUUAAAGUCAGAGCAUACUUCUUCUAUUGUAAUGUCAUCAUUAAUGUUGUCAGGUGUGCAAUGUAUAGUCUAAUACUCCACGUUGCAUCCUAGUACUGUGAUGCUUUACUUCUAUGUGUAUAAACUUGGAAGCUGCAGUAAGUGUGUUGGCCUACAGUAUAUGAGUAAGCUAUUGGCCUGUUGAGCUGCAAGCUCAAUGAAGUAUACACAUUUAAUGCAUUUCACUAAUGUUCCCCAUAUGUAAUUUUUCUUGUCAUUGCAGAACCAAUAUUAUCCCACUGUCACUGAAUAAUAUGAAUGUUUAUUGUUAUGCCUUCCUGAAUGACGUGCAGAACAAGUGUCUUGGUGAGAUACCACAUGGAACAAAUGGAGUCACUUUAACUUUCUUACCCCAAGAAGUGAAGGAAGUGGGGUUCCUUUUCUUUAUACCAGUUUUGCUUUUUUUCUGUCUGGUAAGAAGUGGAAAAAAAUAGAUAAACAGAAUGUAUAUUAUCUCAAAGCUCUCAGUUUUUAUUUUGUGUAAACAUGUAUAGAGGUUUCUACAGAGGUAUCAGAUUUAUAAAUAUAUAGUUGUGUAUAAAAUUAUAUUUUGGAAUAUAUUUACCCAGAUAUUUUUAUUGUCUUUUAAUUGUGUAAGUACUGUGAAUUGUAGAAUUGCUCAUCGGUAACUUUUUUUUUUGUGGAUUUAUUCUACGUAUUUCUAAAAGGCUAAUGGCAUGUUUCAUGACAAAUUCAUAAUUGAAAAGAUUUGUUUUAAUGGCUACCAUACAGUUCAAUGAAGAGUAUAUAUAGGGACCUUUGACUGAUAGAUAUUGAUAUGAAUGUGGUUUCAUAUCGAAGGGUGAACCCUUCUCUCCCCCACAUCUGAUUUGAACUUCCAAGUCUCAAAAUAAAAAGAUGCCGAAAGACAACAAAUGACAAUGGAUACCCAGUUUGCAUUUUCCCUUACAAUAUUCUUGCUAAGAUGAAUAUUCAAGACCAUUCAGAGGCAUUAUGCAUUCAAAUCAUGAUUUUCACUGUGUAAUGAAGCUGGUAAAAUGCCAGCUGUUCAUUAAAUGUACCAUGAAACAUGCCCUGAGUCUGUUGUGAAUGUGACAUAUAACUGCUUUACAGGGAAAGCUUUACCUGAUAUUAUUUCCAUUGUAAAUGUGCAUGUGACAUAAUGCAUAAUGUAUAGAUUCAGAAAUAUCAAUUUUUUUUUACCCCUUUCCCAACUUGGCAAUACUUAGUUACUUGGCAAUACUUAGUUGAUUGCUACUUUUUUUUUUUGCAAAUUAUGUGAUUGCUAAAAUAUUCUUAUAUGAUAACAUUGUUAGAAUAUUCUCAUACCACUCGAUUAAAUGUUAUAUAACACUGUAAAAUUAAUAUAUAUUGAAUCUAUAGAUUUUUUUAAAAAAAUCACAUUAUUGAUGAUAAGCUAAAGUAAUGUAAUUAAGCUGUCAAGAAUCUCGAAUCUACCUAAUCUAUUUUGAGUCAUUGUCAAAUAAAGGUCUCAAGUCCAAAUCUAUAGUUUGCACAGGUGAAUAAAAUGGUGUUCACUCUCCCUUAGCCCAAAUUCUUCCCAUUGUUCCAACCUGUAGUUGAGUUUUGUUUUUUGUUUUGUUUUGUUUUGUUUUUUAACUGACCUCAGUGUUAUGUUAGAUGACUUCCUCAAAUGACACCAGUGUGAUUUAGUUGAAUUCACCGUUUCUGCCAAACUCACCGUCCACAUGCAUCUAUAUUUGAGACGUGUGUCCAGUCAAACUCCCAUGUAUACCGUGAAGCUGUGUAAAAAGAUCAGGGCACAAUUUGUGAGUUUUAUCUUGGAAAAUAACAAUGCCGUAUGCAAUCGAAAAUGGAAAAUGUUUUGUGAAACAUCUCGUCUCUCGUGGUGUUGAAGCAGCCUAUAAUCAGUGGUUAUGGUGGGAUGUGGGGUUUUUGACAUUCCUGUACUUUUGUGGCUUCCUUUAUUGACUGUGGCCAAUUCAUCUACAGCAUGCACAGUAAUUGCCUCCUCAACCCUGUUUAUUAUGUCAUGUUUUUGUUUUUUUUGGAGGUGGGGUGCUGAGCCCUCUGUUAUUCAAUCCUUUCUUUCAUUUGGGAUUUGAUUUUCAUAAAGUACCCGUGCAUGUCAUGAUAAUAGCUGUGCAAAUGUUGAAAUGUGCCCAAGAAUAUUUGAUUGAGGGUCUCCAAAAUGUAUUAAUGCUAUCGAGAUGACUUUGCCGUCAUCUGAAACAGCAAUGCUACAUCGGAAAAAGUGAAAGGAGCAUUUUUACAGUACAAUAUGUUUGGAAAUAGUUGAAAAUAAUGCCUUUUUGGGGGCCUCCACUUCCUCUAUCCCAUAUAGUUAAGGGUGAACUGAAAACAGCUGUAUUUGGAGCCUAAAUCCAUAUGCCAAGUAGAGGAACACCCAGAAUUAUUGAUUGUACUUCUUUCGUUUUCUUACUAUUUGACUACCUCACCUUUUUCAGUUAAAGUGUACCCUGGGCAUGUGCGUGUGUGUGCAACCUUAGCGAGUGCUCUUUUAAAAAUGUCUGUUCUGUGUGGAAAUGUGUUUGUUUUUUGAAUUUUUUUUUUUUUGCGUAAGUCAAUUUUGAACUAUAGAAAGUCAGUUAUUUUUUACGCCAGUUUCAAUCAUUACUGAUUAUACUGUAGUAGGCCGAAGUGGGCCGCCUGUGUUUAUUGUGCUGUUUUUACGUUACAUUUUAGAAACUACAGUAAGACAAUGAAGACUUUGACCUUAUCCAUGACACCAUUACUGCCUUUUCGUGCACUGUGGUGUGCACUUUUGUUGAUCAGUUUUGUUUUCGAAAAGUUUUUAUAUGCUGUAAAUAUGCAUGAUACUUGUAUACAUACCUUCAAUGCCAAAUAAAUUUUCAUAAU